This is a messenger RNA of Setaria italica (foxtail millet), 2756 nucleotides long. RefSeq names its product probable serine/threonine-protein kinase PBL23. NCBI's taxonomy places the organism in Eukaryota, Viridiplantae, Streptophyta, Magnoliopsida, Poales, Poaceae. Gene Ontology annotation, biological process: protein phosphorylation. Gene Ontology annotation, molecular function: ATP binding; protein kinase activity. Bases 1364 to 2623 code for a protein of 419 amino acids. The record is from RefSeq and is a predicted model, not a curated record. The transcript is spliced from 5 exons.
UCUUUUUCCGUGCCUCCUUCCUUCCUGUCUCCUCCUCUCGGCGGUGGAGAAGUCAAAUGUCGUGGGCGGCGGCGGCGGCGAGAAAGCUCGCCGGAAUCUCUCAGUCGAGCGAUCCACCAGCCUUGACUGGUGGUCUUCUCUACCGCUCCUAUGGAAGCGGCUCCAGCGGAAGCCGAAAGAGAUCGCUGCCUUGGAGGGUCGUGUCGAUCGGUGCCAUCAGCCUUGCUGGGGGGCUCGUGCUCAGCGCCGUUAACGACCUCGCCAUCUUCCAUGGAUGUACAACUAAGGCAAUUGAGAAGGCGGCUGACAACCCAAAGGUUGUCGAAGCAAUUGGAGUGCCUAUAGUCAGAGGACCGUGGUAUGAAGCUUCGCUUGAAGUGGGCCAUCGACGGAGAUCUGUUUCAUGCACAUUCCCUGUAUCUGGGCCACACGGGUCAGGAUCUUUCCAAAUUGAGGCGACCCGAAAUGGAGAGGAUGGAAUGCUUUCCUUUCUGCGGCAUCAUGACUGGGAGAUUCUUACCAUGGAGGCUCAUCUGCAUGUACCUUCAGAUGAUGAGCAGCAGAAAACGUUGGUGAAGGUUGCAAGCAAUGGCAGUGCUCAAUCUGGGGAGCCUGAGUGAGAGUUAAGCUGCCAUAUUCUCAUAUCAUCAGAUCCUUUGUACGAAGGUGAAUCUUGCAAUCAAUGGCAGUGCGCAAUCUGGGGAGCCUGAUAGUUAAGCUGCCAUAUUCUCAUAUCAUUAGACCCUUGAUAUGCUAGUGUAGCUUUUCAAAGGUCUGGUCAUUGGUCAAUCUAUGUGCUUGGUAUGUAGUAGUACUGAAUCUGAUAGAUGGCUGAUAAUGUUUUUGCUGAAGGUGGAUUCAUCCAAGCUAGUAUAUAUGUUACUGACAUGACCUAAAGAGAAGAGAAGCCGUUGCCUUUGUUCCAAAAUUAGCAGCAGCAGAACAACCUGCAAGCACACAGCCAUGCAGGCGGCCAUAUGCUAUUUGUGGCCAGCCAUUAGUUAUAUUGGCCCAGUUUUGGCGGCCAGGGUGCUGGCAACAAGACAACUGGAUGAUUCACUUUCUAGGUAGCCUGUUAUUGAUUCGUCUGUUGCUGCUGCUGCUUCUCGGGCCAAGCCUCGAUCCAAUUACACUGCCUGACGGUCGCCUCCACUCGCCGGCCGGCGGAGCGCACGGCUUGCCACCGCAUCGCCAUUGCGUCCGGCAUCGGGUGUCGUUCUAGACAAUUCCCCAUAGGAUUGGAUCGGGCUGAAUGCUUGGGCAAAUUCGAUUCGAAUUUGCUCAAGCAUUCGUGUCGAUUCCCGGUAGCUGAUCGAUUACUCAAUCAAGGAGGCCAAGUAGAAAAUCGUGCAAGGCGACGAAGAUGGGCAUCUUGUGUUGCUUCCAGUCCCACCACGCCGGCGGCGAGAGCAGUGAUCACGCUGUUCCUUCCUCGUCCACGGCGGCUUCAUCCUCUGUUACCUCAAACAAGGAUCGUCCCCUUCCCGAGCGGCGGCCCGGCGACUACAAGAGCAUCAGGAGCAAUAACAGCGUCGACUACAGCAACCUCGUCACCCUCGUCAACGAGAUCGUCGCCGACUCAGUGAGCUACCGUCACAAGCGCGUGGCCGAGGAGAUCCUCAAGAUGGGCAAGGCCGGCAAGGUGACGGCGCGCGCCUUCACGUACGCCGAGCUCUCCGAGGCCACCGGCGGCUUCCAGCCGGAGUCGGUGCUGGGCGAAGGCGGCUUCGGCCCCGUCUACCGCGGCCGCCUGCCCCCCAGGUCGUCGGGCCCGGAGGUGGCCGUCAAGCAGCUGGACCGCAACGGCGUGCAGGGCACGCGCGAGUUCCUGGUGGAGGCGCUGAUGCUGAGCCUGCUCAAGCACCCUCACCUGGUGACGCUGCUUGGCUUCUGCACCGACUCCGACCACCGCAUGCUCGUCUACGAGUACAUGCCGCUGGGCUCCCUGGAGGACCACCUGCUGGACCUGCCCCCGGGGCGCCCGCCGCUGGACUGGGCCACCCGCAUGCGCGUCGCCCAGGGCGCCGCCCGGGGCCUGGAGUACCUGCACGACACCGCGCGGCCGCCCGUUAUCUACCGCGACUUCAAGGCCUCCAACAUCCUCCUCGACACGGGAUUCCGCGCGCGCCUCUCCGACUUCGGGCUCGCCAAGGUCGGCCCCUCCGGCGACAAGACCCACGUGUCCACACGCGUCAUGGGCACCUACGGCUACUGCGCGCCCGAGUACGCGCUCACGGGCAAGCUCACCACCAUGUCCGACGUCUACAGCUUCGGUGUCGUCUUCCUCGAGAUUGUCACGGGGCGCCGCGCCAUCGACACCGCCAGGGAGCCGGACCAGCACAACCUCGUGCUCUGGGCGGGGCCGCGGUUCAAGGACAAGCGACGGUUCGCCGAGAUGGCCGAUCCGCUGCUCCAGGGGGAGUACCCGACCAAGGGCCUCCACCAGGCGCUCGCCAUCGCGGCCAUGUGCCUCCAGGAGGAUGCCACCAUGCGCCCCGCCAUCAGCGACGUCGUCAGCGCGCUCGAGUAUCUCGUGGUCGCGGGUGGAGGCGCGGGCGAUGACGAGGAGGCUCCGGAUCCCAAUGAGCAGCAGCAAACCGACGACGACGACGCGCAAGCGUAACAUGUCUGAUCAAGGGAAAUUUGAAUUGACCAUACGUGUUCAUUAAUUAUAUGCAUGCAUAGGUAUGUAAAUUCGUAUAUAUAUAUAUACACACUAUGUUGGUGCAUGUAUAUAUCUCUCGUCGAUCGAAGAA